Molecule: messenger RNA, 146 nt
Organism: Dentiscutata heterogama
Lineage: Eukaryota; Fungi; Glomeromycota; Glomeromycetes; Diversisporales; Gigasporaceae
Source: the annotation of a GenBank genome assembly
GCCCAGGAUCUAUCGGACUUGAUAUUUCAUUUCCAGGGUUUAGUCAUGUAUAUGGAAUUCCUCAACAUGCAUCAUCGCUUUCAUUGAAAGAGACACGAGGAGGUAUUGGUGCCUAUUCUGAUCCUUAUCGUUUGUAUAAUUUGGAU